Messenger RNA from Lycium barbarum (goji berry), 585 nucleotides. RefSeq lists its product as uncharacterized. The coding region runs from base 1 to 585 and encodes 194 amino acids. The transcript has a single exon. NCBI's taxonomy places the organism in Eukaryota, Viridiplantae, Streptophyta, Magnoliopsida, Solanales, Solanaceae. The record is from RefSeq and is a predicted model, not a curated record.
AUGUCGUCUUGUAGGCCAAGUGCCACUCCAGUUGACAUAAAACCGAAGUUAAGUUCCACGUCUACCUCACCGUUUAAGGAUCCUUCACUUUAUCGCAGCCUGGCAGGUGCACUGCAAUAUCUCACGUUCACGAGACUAGACAUUUCGUAUGCUGUGCAACAGAUUUGUCUAUUCAUGCAUAACCCGAUGGAGGUCCACAUGAAUGAUCUCAAACGUAUUGUGCGCUAUAUUAAGGGCACCCUUGAUCAUGGCUUGCAUCUUUAUCCAUCUAAACCCACCACUCUCAUUUCGUAUACGAAUGCAGAUUGGGGUGGUUGUCCGGAUACUGGGCGUUCGACUUCUGGUUAUUGUGUCUUUCUUAGUGAUAAUCUCAUUUCUUGGUCCGCCAAGCGGCAGGCCACCAUGUCUCGAUCUAGUGCGGAGGCCGAAUAUCGAGGGGUAGCCAAUGUUGUUGCUGAGUCUUGUUGGCUACGCAAUCUGCUUCUAGAACUUCAUUGUCCAAUACAAAAGGCUACGUUGGCGUACUGUGAUAAUGUUAGUGCUAUAUAUCUAUCUAGCAUAUCCUGUUCAAUAUCAACGCACUAA